Molecule: messenger RNA, 1930 nt
Organism: Cucurbitaria berberidis CBS 394.84
Lineage: Eukaryota; Fungi; Ascomycota; Dothideomycetes; Pleosporales; Cucurbitariaceae
Product: MFS general substrate transporter
Exons: 3
Coding region: 1-1623 (540 amino acids)
Biological process (GO): transmembrane transport
Molecular function (GO): transmembrane transporter activity
Source: RefSeq, a predicted model, not a curated record
AUGGCGAAACACGAAAAUGUUGAGCUCAUACCGGGCACAGAGAUCAUGGACGAAGAUGGGACCGCGAAGAAGACUCUUGUACCAAAGCCAUCUUCUGAUCCUCAGGAUCCGUUGAACUGGUCGACCAAGUGGAAGCUCACCGUCAUGGCAUCUCAAUGGCUCUUCACCUGGAUCUCCGUCACCGGCGCACUAUCAAUCGCACCAAUGUUCCCUCUUCUCGGCAAGGAGUUUCACCUCAACAACAAUCAAUUGUCCAUGCUGACCGGUAUCACCGUGAUCACGCUCGGCUUUGCCAACUUCAUUAUUGUACCGCUGAGUAAUAUCUUCGGAAGACGUGCUAUCAGCUUGGUCUUUUCGGUACUCAUUAUGUUGACCUGCAUUUGGCAGGCGCUGGCUACAUCGCAUCGAAGCUUGUUGGCCGCGAGAGCCAUGAAUGGGCUGGUUUGUGCGACCAGUGAGAGUAUCCCAGUGCAGAUGAUUGCGGAUGUAUUUUUCCUCCAUGAACGCGGACUGUGGACCGGCGUGUACUUUACUGGAUAUUUUCUUGGAGCAUUUCUUGGCCCGGUCAUGGCUGGAACUAUCGCUGCUCACCAUAGAUGGCAAUCCUUUUUCUGGCUCGAAACCGCCCUCUCUGGUGUCGCUAUCAUUCUCGUUGCCAUCGCCUUCCCAGAGACAAAGUACCACCGUAACCGCACUGCGCCCAAAUUGACUGCUCCCAUUCAAACCACCCAUCAAGACGGCAGUGGUACAGUAACCAGUGACGAUGAAGGCAAAUUGGAGAAGCAGAUGACCCAUGCCGCCCACCAUGACUCUGAGAGUACCUCACUCGAUGCACCCACGACCGUUCAAGGCCGCCCAUCCCGCUCCCAGUUUAUGCCCUUCCAGGCGCCAGAUCCACGCUGGAAGAUGUUCGUAGUGCGAGAUACCUGGACACCUAUCAAGGUCUUCUUCAAUCCCAUCAUCUUGUGGGCUGGCCUCAUGCUCGCCGGCCCCGCAGACCUUGUUCUCUUCUUCAACAUCACCGAGUCGCCCAUCCUCGCGGCCCCGCCUUACCUCUUCAGACCGGAUCAAGUCGGCUACACAAACUUCGCUUUUGUAGUCGGUGCACUCAUCGGUCUGGCGACUGCGGGCCCAUACUCGGACUGGGUCGCCGCCCGCGCUACACGCAAAAAUGGCGGCGUGCGUGAGGCUGAGAUGAGGCUGCCUGCGCUGUGGUUCUACAUGAUCAUCACGGUUCUAUCCCUUAUCCUUGGCGGAAUAGCAUACCAGCGCCAGUGGGCCUGGGGCCAUAUUGUCGUCUGGGGCUACGGCCUGGCUGGCUUGUCUGUUACAACCGUGCCUACUAUUAGUAUUGCCUACGCAAUCGACUGUUACAAGCCCAUCUCUGGCGAGAUUAUGGUCGUCGCAACCGUGUGUAAGAACUUCAUAGCUUUCUCGUACAGCUAUUGGGUGUUUGAUCUUGCGCAUGAGAGCAAGGACGGCUGGAUUACGCCAGCCAUGGUCAUUUUUGCUUGUACGGUUGGGCCUGCGCUAUUUGCGUUUCCCCUAUACUAUGGAUUGGGAAAGAGGAUCCGCAGAUGGACUAAAGCGAGUGAUGUGCAUCGCAUGGAGGAAAUGAUUUGACUAAGGGGAUGAAUGACUUUCACGUGUUUCGCUGUUUAGGACGGUAGAUUAUUACAAGUUGUAAAAGAUCAGCAACACGUUCAUAGCGAUAACGCAAUCAGUUCUCGAAUCUGCGGUAUCCUCAGGUUUCAGUUUUAAUUAAUUCUUACGAUGUGAGAUGCAAGGGCACGCCGAUGCUGUGGAUGGCGGGUCGCUCGGUAAUCGCUACGAAUUUAUGCGCUAAUGAUUGACGUCAUCAGAGAUUUUCAGAUGCAAAGCGCGCCGUGGUAUCAACCACAUCGGGACACAAUUUAGACUACUGUCGCAG